UGAAUUGUCAUAUAGUGAACGUAAACUCCUCAAGAUUCAAGCAGCGACUCAGCAGGAUGGCGGCUCAUAAUGGCGGUAACUUGUAAUUUCCGUGCCAACAAAAGACCAGAAUCAACGUGUGCCAAGUAGCAAAAUGUUCCUUUUACUGAUUUCCUGUUUCCAGAGGGCCAUUCAUCCUGAUUUGGAAAAUGCAUCUCUCAUACCAAAAUUGAAUCCCAAACCCCAAUAAUACUCAAUCCAAAGAAGAGUUAGGUAUUCAUAGCAGAUCGGCGAGCGGUCGUUAACUCGUGACUGAGGAUCAGAAGACGAUGGAGCAAGACCCAAAAAGCUACGCAACCCCUCUGCUGGAAUCGCCUCUUUCUGGAACAACUUCAAAGCUUCAAACCCUAGGAAAUAUCAUAGUCUCUAUAGUUGGUACCGGUGUAUUGGGAUUGCCUUUUGCUUUUCGGAUCGCUGGUUGGCUUGCUGGUUCACUGGGAGUUUCUAUCGUUGGCAUGACCACCUACUAUUGCAUGCUCCUUCUUGUUUUGUGCAGAGAGAAGUUGGCAGCAGAUGGAUCAUCAGUCGAAGCAAAAACGUAUGGGGAUCUGGGUUAUAAGAGCUUUGGAUCCAUUGGUCGUUAUCUGUCAGAAUUUCUUAUCUUGGUAGCACAGAGUGGAGGUUCCGUUGCAUAUUUGGUAUUCAUUGGCCAAAACCUCCAAUCUAUUUUCCUAAACCACGGUCUCGCAUUCACAUCCUAUAUAUUUUUGUUAGUGCCAGUUGAAAUUGGAUUAUCAUGGAUAGGGAGCUUAUCUGCUUUAGCACCAUUUAGCAUUUUUGCUGAUAUUUGCAAUGUCCUAGCGAUGGGAAUUGUGGCGAAGGAAGACAUACAGCAAGCAUUAAGGGGUGAAUUCUCAUUUGAACAGAGAACCGCAAUCACAUCCAAUUUAGGUGGACUGCCUUUUGCAGGAGGCAUGGCAGUCUUUUGUUUUGAAGGGUUUGGGAUGACAUUGGCCUUGGAGAAUUCGAUGCAGGACAGAGCUAAGUUCCCAAGAUUGCUGGCUCAGACCUUUGGUGGGAUAACACUUGUGUACAUUCUUUUUGGGUUUUUUGGUUACAUGGCUUAUGGUGAUGAAACUAGAGAUAUUGUGACCCUCAAUCUUCCCAGGAAUUGGUCAUCUAGGGUAGUACAGAUAGGAUUAUGCUUGGGGCUGGUGUUCACAUUCCCAAUCAUGGUUCACCCUAUUAAUGAAAUUGUGGAGGGAAAGCUGAAAAGGCUCAAAUGGUUUUACAGGCCUUGCCACUGGGACAAUAAUGAUUCAACAACCAGAUUAGGAAAGACUUGGAUCUAUAUGAGUCGAGCAAUUGUGGUGGUUGUGCUGGCAAUCUUGGCCUCAUGCGUGCCAGCUUUUGGCGUAUUUGCCUCGUUUGUGGGGAGUACUGUGUGUGCAUUGAUCUCAUUUGUUUUGCCAGCCACAUUUCACCUAAAGCUAUUUGGUUCUUCUCUACAUCUUUGGCAGAAAGCCUUGGAUUUUAUUGUACUGUUCUGUGGUUUAUUUUUUGCUGUUUAUGGCACAUACAAUACCAUAGUUGGAGUUUAAAUGCUUCUGAACCUGCAUCCUACUUAGUAAAAGCCUUUCUAGAAAACAACUCGGUAUUUUUCAUGUAAUACAACAAAUGUUUACUGUGAAUAUAUCAUGCAGACUGCACAAGA
Molecule: messenger RNA, 1693 nt
Organism: Prosopis cineraria
Lineage: Eukaryota; Viridiplantae; Streptophyta; Magnoliopsida; Fabales; Fabaceae
Product: amino acid transporter ANT1-like
Exons: 3
Coding region: 309-1580 (423 amino acids)
Biological process (GO): amino acid transmembrane transport
Cellular component (GO): vacuolar membrane
Molecular function (GO): amino acid transmembrane transporter activity
Source: RefSeq, a predicted model, not a curated record